Molecule: messenger RNA, 459 nt
Organism: Pyrenophora tritici-repentis Pt-1C-BFP
Lineage: Eukaryota; Fungi; Ascomycota; Dothideomycetes; Pleosporales; Pleosporaceae
Source: RefSeq, a predicted model, not a curated record
AUGCGUUCCGUCAUCGCUUUCGUCGAGACUCCUCCUCCCGCUCCCACCGCCACUGCCGCAACUCCGGCUCCUUCCUCCGGUGGAUACAUCGACAUUGUCCUCGAGUGGCGCUCAAAGAUGGGUCUUCCCGCGCUCGAGAUCGACCUUAAGCUCCAAGCAAAUGCUUUGAAGACCAUCCAGGAUGCUGGUGGUGCGAUGGUCCACGAGCUCAACCAAGGAACCAUGGCCCAAGUUAUGGCUCCUGGAGAAUGCACUCUCGAGGGCUUCGGUGGAUGCUACCUCGGUGGCUGGCUCUGCGAGAAGCCCCAGCUCCAGGGUCUUGAUGGUGUCUGCCACAAGGCCUCCAAGGGAUGGCAAUACAACGGUCAGACCGACCACGCUGAGAUCCUCAUCAGCACCAACUACGGCAAGAUUGGUUGCAGCUGCGACAUGAACAUGUGGGCCUGCGAUCUCGCAUAA